AUGUACAUCAAGCCGCACAAACGCACCGCUCAGCUCCGCGAGAUCGCGGCCCUCAGGCCGGCGGGGCCUCCGCUCCCCUUCAGCCCGGCGAUCCCACCCGUCAGCCCGCAGAUCCCAUCCUCAGCCGGGCUGCGCUCGGCAGCGGGCACCCGCCUCGCCUCGGGGCUUGCCCGGAGCCACCCGCACCACUGGAUCAGAGGUGAAGCGAGCGAAUACUUGCGAGAAAUUGGUGGUUUGAUGUUUAUAAAUGACCUUGCCAAGUCCAGUGCUCAUUGCAUCGUAAAGGAAGCAGCUUUAUUUACCCUGGGGAUUAUUAUAGAGAGUAAUGUGUAUUGUCAGCAGACUUUGUGUACUUCUGCAUUGUUUGAAGACCUCAUUUUAUUUUUGAUUAAAAAGGAUUCUGGUGUGAACUUGAAAAGAAUGUCUGUUUAUGUCAUCUUAGCUCUGGUGUCAAAUAAUAAAAACGGGCAAAGCUGUGUCAGAGACACAGGCUGCAUCAGCCUGCUGCUGCAGUUGUUCAGAACAACUCUCUCCACGUCGGAGAAGAAUGUGUCAGAUGAAAACUCUGAUGCCUGCUAUCAGCUCUGGUGCUCAGUGUGCAGCGCUCUCUGUGCCUGUGUCAACAACCCCCAGAACGAAGAUAAUCAAAAGAUUUGCUGUUCGGUUUUUCCCCAUGCCAAAGAGUGGCUGGAGACUUGCACAGAGCCUGGGAUAGUUCGUCCCAUUUGUUCAUUUCUUGGUCUCACCGUUGCAAAUAACUCAUAUGUGCAGAAAUAUUUUGCUUCUAUUGGAGGAUUGGAUACAUUAGCCAAAGUUCUCCUUGAGCUUAUGCAUGAUUCUUGUUUGAGUCACUCCAGCAUGAAACUCGCCGUGAUAGUAACAAAGACUCUGGAUGCCUGUAUUGCCAAUAACUGUCAACAUUCAUUCUGCUCAGAGAAAACUGAGAGAGUCAAAAGUACUUCAGCUAUAUCUUCAUCCCAUAAAAUUCCAGAUUUAAGGUGUUUAGGUUGUACAGCAGGAGGACUGUCCUUGAACAGCAAAACCUUCACCAAGAUGUUGCAGAGAUGCCUGCAUAGGUGUGAGCACCACAGAGUUAUCCUGGAGGCUGAAGAAAGAUACCGAGGGGAGCUCCGCAGGGUGGCUGCUGGUAACAGCAACAGAUCUGCAGCUCACCAGAAAAUGCUGCCGGCCUCAGUGGAGAAAGACAGGCUGCAUAAAGAAAUAUCAACUUUUAGGAGCAAGAAGGAUCGUUUCCAAAGCAUUCUUUUGACUCCAAAUAGAAAAGACAAAUCUAAUACUUCAAAGAGAGAUGAAUAUAGUAGAAAUACUACUAGGUGGACUAGCAACUAUAACUUGACACCUGCUUAUGAAAACUCUUUACAGAAAUCCCAGGAUGCUAACCAGAAGAGACAGAGAGUCAAAGAGAUGUGCAGCCAGAAAUGUCAGCAUUUAAAAGAAAAUUGCACACAUUCACUUGACAAAGAUGAGGGCAAUAAAAUGUAUUCUCUGGCCAUGAACACAAGACCUUUGAACAAGAGAAGAGUCCGGAAAGAUUUCACAACUGAAGAAAUCAACUGCCUUUUGAAAGGCGUCCAAAAAAUGGGCAACCACUGGAAUUUGAUUUUGUGGUCUUACCCUUUCCAGAAAGGCCGGACAAGCGUUGACCUUUCCAAGAAAUACUACAGGUUACAGGUGCAGAUGAAAAAAGCCCACAAAGGACAUCAGUAGCAUCAUCUGCGAGUGCUUUGUUGCAGAAUGUUCAAGAACAGCCUUUGUAACACUGAGGUAUUACCAGAACAACUCAAGCCCUUGGAGAAUUUAGGUUGGCUUGGACUCCUGUUUUUCAGUGACAACUGACAGAAUUGUUAUGCAUUGUAAUUUUAAUUUACCAUAACUUGACAGUUUAUUUAAGUAAUGCCAUCCUAGACAACAAAAUCUCUGUUGGUAAAAAUUACAUUAAUUUGGAACUUAAGCUUCUUGAGCAUUUGAUUGUGCAAUUUUUGAGUUAAC
Molecule: messenger RNA, 2010 nt
Organism: Zonotrichia leucophrys gambelii
Lineage: Eukaryota; Metazoa; Chordata; Aves; Passeriformes; Passerellidae
Gene: TERB1
Product: telomere repeat binding bouquet formation protein 1
Exons: 15
Coding region: 1-1728 (575 amino acids)
Biological process (GO): meiotic attachment of telomere to nuclear envelope; homologous chromosome pairing at meiosis
Source: RefSeq, a predicted model, not a curated record